AUCGUUUCUGGAAAUUAGCCAGCGAAGUUGCUGUUCCAACCCCAUCGAUUUCGUUCGCUGAUGGUCCACGACUCUCAGCCACCACAAUAACAACACUCGAUAGAUCAUACCGGUAGCAAUUGACACAAAGCAAGUCUACUAUCCUGGCAACUUAGUCAACAAUGGCGGAAGAAGAAGCAAAGGAGGUGGUAGAAGAUUCAAAGGAAGCUUCAGGAGCGGAGGCACCUGCAGCUGAGAAUGAAGGAGGCACAGGGGCUCCCGUGGAGAACGGGGAAACCAACUCUUCUGGUAAUCGUGCCCAACUAGCAGAGUUUCCCAUGGAAUGGACUCAAAUGGGUCAAUGCGAUGCUGCCAAUGCUCCGGCCAACGUCAUUCGUUAUCCUUCUGAUGUGGGUGAAAUAUCGAAGGAAGACACAGAAAUCAUGAUUGUGGGAACAGCGGGACAAAAGAUUACUCGAAUUGGCCAGCAGUUUCAUGAGACGGCAUCUCCAGAGUUGACACGUCUAAUCCUUCGUUCGCAUCUUAUCAAGUCCAUGGAAGGUUUGGAGGGAUUCAAACACUUGCAGCUUUUGGAGCUCUAUGACAAUAUGGUUGAAGAAUUAAAGAAUCUGAACGAUGGCGAAGAUGGGACUCCUGGAAGCACCCUUACUGUUUUGGAUAUGAGCUACAAUGUAAUCCGAGACAUGGACCCUGUCUCAUUCUGCCCCAAUUUGACGGAAUUAUACUUGGCCAACAACAAGCUCAAGACCAUGGCAGGCCUCAAAGGGCUGAGCAAGCUGCGCAAAAUUGAUCUGGGAGCUAACAGAAUCAGGAUCAUGGAUGCAGAAGAACUCUCAGGUCUUGUGAGUCUGGAAGAGCUCUGGCUGGGAAAGAACAAAAUUGAGAAAAUUGAGGGCCUGGAAAAUUUGAAGAAUCUUCGUCGCUUGGACGUUCAAUCCAACCGCAUCACGCAAGUGGAGAAUCUGACCAGUCAGAAUGACACUCUGGAAGAGUUGUUCCUGGGGCACAAUGGCAUUACUUCCGAGGGAAUCACACUGGAAUCUGGCCUUGCUCAGGCAUUUCCCAAUCUGAAUGUGCUGGAUCUGAGUCGCAAUCGCAUCAUCAGCACGGCUCCGUUGGCUCAUUUGACAUCACUGGAAGAACUGUGGCUGUCUGGCAACAAGAUUGCCAGUUUUACAGAUGUAGAACCCCUGAGUGCCUUGGGAAGCCAUGGCUUGGAUACAGUGUACCUGGAAUACAAUCCCGUAGCGGAUGAAUUUGAGUAUCGCAAGAAAUUGGCCGAAUUUAUCCCAUCAUUAAAACAGAUUGACGCAACGAUGAUUGGUGGUUUGGCACACCAUGGAAUUCCAGGAGUGGCACGAAGCGGAGGAACAGCAGAGACGGUGGAGGAGCAGAUGAGGCGCCUCCAAGGCGCUGCAAUAGCGCGAGCCAAGAAACAAACUGAAGAGCAAAAGAAGAAUUCUGAAUAGGAUAAAAGGAAUAGAGUUGAGAGACGCUUCCUGUCUAUUUGACACUUCGUGUCCAUGUAGCUAGUAGCCUGGAACUGGUGUCUACAUAAACCGAGCUCUCUGUCUUACAGCCAAGCAAGAAACUGAAGAGCAAAAUAAGAAGAUUGAAUACUGUAGGAUAAAGGAGUAGAGUUCCUACUGUAUCUAUUUAUUUGACACUUCGUGUCUAUAUGUUAGCUCGAAGCCUGGAACCAGUUUCUAUAU
This is a messenger RNA of Seminavis robusta, 1712 nucleotides long. The record is from the annotation of a GenBank genome assembly. NCBI's taxonomy places the organism in Eukaryota, Bacillariophyta, Bacillariophyceae, Naviculales, Naviculaceae.